Molecule: messenger RNA, 1749 nt
Organism: Macadamia integrifolia
Lineage: Eukaryota; Viridiplantae; Streptophyta; Magnoliopsida; Proteales; Proteaceae
Product: double-stranded RNA-binding protein 3-like
Exons: 4
Coding region: 291-1598 (435 amino acids)
Molecular function (GO): double-stranded RNA binding
Source: RefSeq, a predicted model, not a curated record
UCAGCACCUCUGGAAUACUAGAUAAUCGAGCUGUAUUAGUGAACCGUGCGUUAAAUAGAGCCAAGGAAUCCAAUUCUCAUCUUGGAAAGCAGAAACAUUUACUGUUACAGAGAAGAGAGGCCCACGUUGAGUUUUUCACCUCUUUCGCUUUGUAUUUCUUUCUUUCCUUCUUCCCCUGUUAAGUUUGAGCUUCAUUGCAGAUACACAUGCAUGAGUGACACAGCUGGUGGAGUAGGUGGGUUCUUCAAUUUUAUUUUUUUUCCCUUAUCUCAGCAAUUCGCAGGGCAGGUAUGUAUAAGAACCAGUUACAAGAACUAGCACAGAGAAGUUGCUUCAACCUCCCUUCUUAUGCAUGUAUCAGGGAAGGACCUGAUCAUGCACCUAGGUUCAAGGCAUCUGUGAACUUCAAUGGUGAAAUCUUUGAAGGUUCCAGCUAUUGUACCACACUCAGACAAGCAGAGCAUGCAGCAGCUGAGGUAGCGCUUAACACCCUAUCAACAAGGGGUCCUUCAAGGUCUCUGACUGCAAGGGUUCUUGAUGAGACUGGAGUUUAUAAGAACCUUCUUCAAGAAACUGCUCACAGAGCUGGUCUGAACCUUCCUGUUUACACCACAGUGAGAACAGGGCCGGGCCAUCUACCCAUUUUCACUUGCACUGUUGAGCUUGCUGGUAUGAAUUUUACGGGAGAACCAGGAAAAACAAAGAAGCAAGCAGAGAAGAAUGCUGCCAUGGCUGCCUGGUCCUCAUUAAAGCAAAUGCCAAGCUUGGGUUCUUCAUCUCAUACACACAAAGACAGUGAGAGCAGUGAAGAACAUGAGCAGGUAGUUGUCACGAAGGUUUUAUCAAAUUUCAGGCCCAAGGAUGAAAACAAGUCUGCGAGACACAAGGACCAAAGCCAGUUGAGAGGAAGAGUGGUCCCGUGUUACAGGGAUAACAAUAAUGGCUCCAGCUCUUCCUACCAUAACACUUUACAGUAUCAACAAUGGAGAUCAAUGGAUCUACUAUCUGAUUUUUCCUCAAUCUAUUCGACGACCCAAAGGCAGAACCAGAAUCAGAAUUGUUACUCUUCACUUUUCUCUUCUCCCACAGCCUCAAAGAUCUUACAGUCAAAUUCUACCACAGAGAACAAGGCAUUACCCUUCCCAUCAAACAGAGCCAUCCCACCUCCGCUGGAAGAACAUCAAAAGGAUGAAGAAGAGUGGCUCAAUGGGAAAUCAGAGAGCACAGAGAAACCCAUUGAGAAGGGUCUCAGGCAAAGUCCCAGUUAUCAGCGGCCAUACCCAUUGACACGUUACUGUGGGCACCGAACCCAGAUGAGAACCUCCACCUUCCGCCCUGUUUCCGCUUCAAUUGCAGCGGCGCCGACUAGAACUGCAACCAGGGCAUUCCCAGCUCAGGGAUUGGCUCCUGCAGUACACAUUCGAACAGUGAUCCCAGUGUGCGCAGCUCCUCCUGAGAGGCCUCCAUCAUCGAAUCCUUCAACACCACAGAAUAAAGAAGCCUCACAAUCACACCAAUCUUCGGCCGCAGUCUCUGCACAAACAGUAGAAAAAGAGUUUUUAUCGGCGAGCUUAGAGCUGAACAGAUUACAGCUAUGAACAUGAAUGAUAAUAUACUACUAUAUCUUAUCGUUUAUUUGCUUCCUAUGGUCAAUCGUAAUAUUCAAAUCUUUGCUUGAUGAAUUUUAAUGAUUCCUUCCUUUUGAAUCCAUGAUUCUCUUUCAUGGGUUUUGGAAUAGGUUUUGUUGAA